CUUUCUCUGUGAUUGCAAGUUCCACAAACCUUCAAAGUUUCCAUUUUUAAUGUCACAAAUCCGUUAAAAACAUUUCCCCGAAAAGAAAGAAAAAAAAAUUGAAACUUUCCUCAGCAAAAAUCAAUCCUUUGGCUUCAGAGAACAAUGUGAUGUCGUUAACGGAGAAGAAGAAGGAGAAGGAAGAGAACAGUCCAAUUUCUCCAUUAAAGAAGCGACGAGCUAGCUGGUCUGAGCUUUGGGUCAACCACCACCACUCUCACUCACUCGGUUUCACUUCAAAGUUUCAAUCUUUAACCCCACCAAUCACCAAAUCCAAAACCCUAUUAUCACUCCCCGAUCUCACCCUUCUCUUACCUGACCUCACUCUCCUCACUAUCAUCACCAAAGUCCCUUCACCUCAUCGAAAGUCUCUCUCUUUGGUCUGCAAAAGAUGGCUGAGACUCCACGGUGGUCUUGUACGGUCUGUUAAGGUGUCUGAUUGGGAGUUCUUAACUUCUGGUCGGGUCGUUUCUAGGUUUCCUAAUCUUGAAACCGUUGAUUUAGUUAGUGGGUGUUUGGUUUCGAGUUCUUCAGGUGUUUUAGUAGUUUCUUCUUACAAGAGUUUGAGUUUCUUUGAGGAGAGACUUUUGUCUGUUGAAACGGUUGAUAGAGGGCUGAGAGUACUUGCGGAGGGGUGUUCUAGUCUCCGGAAGCUUGUGGUGGUUAACGCUAGUGAGUUAGGUUUGUUGAGUGUAGCUGAAGCUUGUACGAGGUUGCAGGAGCUUGAACUGCAUAAGUGUUCUGACACUGUUCUGCUUGGAGUUGGUGGGUUUGAGAAUCUGCAGGUCUUGAGAUUGGUAGGGAGUGUGGAUGGUUUGUAUGGUAACGAAUCUUUGGUUUCGGAUAUUGGUCUUAUGAUUCUGGCUCAAGGGUGUAAGAGGCUGGUGAAGCUUGAGCUCGUUGGGUGCCGAGGAGGGUUUAAUGGGGUUAAGGAGAUUGGUGAGUGUUGUCAAAUGCUUGAGGAGCUUACUGUUUGUGAUCAUAAGAUGGAGGCGGGUUGGCUUGGAGGUGUUGGGUAUUGUGAGAAUCUCAAGACGCUUAAACUCGUGUCUUGUAAGAAUAUAGAUGUUGAGAUUGGUCUUGGUGAGUGCUUGAGUUGUUGCUCUUGUCCUGCGUUAGAGCGGUUGCAGUUAGAGAAGUGUCAGGUAAGAGAUAAGAAUAGUGUCAAGGCUUUGUUUCAGAUCUGUGAAGCUGCGAGAGAGGUUGUUUUCAAAGACUGUUGGGGAUUGGAUGAUGAUAUCUUCAGCUUAGCUAUGUCUUUCAGGAGAGUGAAGGUUUUGUAUGUAGAAGGAUGCUCGUUGCUAACAACAUCAGGUCUAGAGUCAGUGAUUCUACAGUGGCACGAGCUGGAACAUCUGAAAGUGGUUUCUUGCAAAAACGUGAAAGAUUCUGAAGUCUCUCCGUUGCUGUCAGCUUUGUUCUCGGACUUGGUAGAGUUGCAGUGGAGACCAGACACUAGAUCUCAUCUCUUUUCAAGCCUUAUAGGUGCUGGUAUUGGUGGGAAAGGCGCAAAGUUUUUCAAGAAAACAUGAAAGUUAGUAAUAGUUGUUGUUGUUGUAUUACGAAAGCUGAAACUAGUUAGUUCACUACAGUAGUUUUUGAAACUUUAUUAGAUUCUCUUUUCUCUGUUUCUUCUCGUUGAACAAAGUUGUAGCAGUUUAUAAUCAGAGAUUCAUGACUCGUGUUUACCUUACUUUCCAUUAGAAAAGAGUU
Messenger RNA from Eruca vesicaria subsp. sativa (arugula), 1752 nucleotides. NCBI's taxonomy places the organism in Eukaryota, Viridiplantae, Streptophyta, Magnoliopsida, Brassicales, Brassicaceae. The record is from the annotation of a GenBank genome assembly.